Molecule: messenger RNA, 399 nt
Organism: Parnassius apollo (apollo)
Lineage: Eukaryota; Metazoa; Arthropoda; Insecta; Lepidoptera; Papilionidae
Source: the annotation of a GenBank genome assembly
AUGCCAUAUUAUCCUCAUUUUAGUGUUCAACUUGUUGAAAGCUUCAUGCUUGAACUUCUAAUAAAAAAGACAUCCUCUUCAAUUACAACAUCGAAAUCAUCUCCAAAACCACAAGAAGUAAAUAACAAGCAUUUCAUAGAAAAUGUUCAAAUCAACCAAUGCGUGGCAGUACUAGCAAAAAAUGCAAACUCCUUACAAGAAGAUGUGCAGUUGGAGCAGAAAACAAAGUCUAAUAUAGUUCAAGUAUUAGAUACUCCAAGAAAGAUUAGAUUGAGAAAAAAGAUACAUGAGCAAUCUAAAAAAAUUAAACGACUACAAUACAGUAAUUGCCGUUUAAGGAAAAGAGUGGCAACAUUAGAAGAAAUACUGAAUAGUUUGAACGGAAAAAAAAUCUUAUAA